Messenger RNA from Hansenula ciferrii, 3279 nucleotides. RefSeq names its product nitrite reductase (NAD(P)H) large subunit. The transcript has a single exon. Bases 1 to 3279 code for a protein of 1092 amino acids. The record is from RefSeq and is a predicted model, not a curated record. Gene Ontology annotation, biological process: nitrate assimilation. Lineage: Eukaryota; Fungi; Ascomycota; Saccharomycetes; Phaffomycetales; Wickerhamomycetaceae. Gene Ontology annotation, molecular function: heme binding; NADP binding; flavin adenine dinucleotide binding.
AUGAAGGUUGAAGAACACAUUGGUGGUGUCCCACCACUUCCUCAUGAGAAGACAAGAAACGUUUCACAAUAUGGUCCUGUUAAAAGAAUGGUUAUUGUUGGUUUGGGAAUGACUGGGAUUGCCUUCUUGGAAAAAAUGCUACAAAAUGAUACUGCUGAAGAAUAUUUCUAUACUGUUAUUGGUGAAGAACCAUAUUUAGCUUAUAAUAGAGUUGGAUUAACUGAAUAUUUUGAACACAAGAAUUUCGACAAAUUGUUAUUAUCACCAAAGACUUUUUAUGAAGAAAGAAAUAGAGAUAGAUGGGAUUUUAAAGUUGAUGAAGCUGUUACUCAAAUUGAUAAAGAUAAAAAAUUUGUCAUAACAUCUAAAGAUAACAUGUAUGAUUAUGAUUUAUUAGUCUUUGCUACUGGUUCAAAUGGUGUUUUACCAACUCAUUUAUUACCAGAUCCAAUAAAUGGUGGUUCAAGAGAUGAUUAUAGAAACUAUAGAAAAAUGGGUUGUUUUGUUUAUCGUACUAUUGAUGAUUUAAAUUCAAUGUUGGAUUUUAGUGAUAAAUUAACUCCUCCAAAAGAUAUAACGAAAAGAGCAAUUGUUGUUGGUGGUGGUCUAUUGGGGCUUGAAGCUGGUAAGGCUUUAUUAGAUAUGAGAACUUUUGAUAAUGUCACUGUGGUUCAUAGAUCUAAAUGGUUAUUAUCUCAACAAAUGGAUGAAAAAGGUGGUGGUUUAUUAACUGAUAAAGUUCGUGAUUUAGGUGUCACUGCAAGAGUUGGAACCACAGUUGAUGAAUUACUUUUCAAUGAAGAAGGUAAAUUGAAAGGUGUUAAAUAUAAUGAUGGUACUAUAGAAGAUUGUCAAUUAUUAUGUUAUACUAUAGGUAUUAAACCUCGUGAUGAAGUUGCUAUUCAAGCUGGUAUUAAUUGCUCUUCAAGAGGUGGUUUAGCCAUUAAUAAUCAUAUGCAAACUUCAGAUCCAAAUAUUUAUGCUAUUGGUGAAUGUGCUUCAUGGAAUGAUAAAACUUUUGGUUUAAUUGCUCCAGGUAUAACAAUGGCUGAUAUUUUAUCUUUUAAUUUAAUUCAAGCUAAAUUUCAUUCUCCAAAGGAAUUUGCAGAACCUGACAUUGGUACAAGAUUAAAAUUAAUGGGUGUUGAUGUUGCUUCAUUUGGUGAUUAUUUUGCUGAUAAAAAUGGUCCAAAAUGGUUACCAAAAGGUUAUACUUUGAAAAAAGUUAGAUCUUUAGUUUAUGAAGAUCCAAUUGAAGGGAUUUAUAUUAAAUUAAUCUUGACUCAAGAUGGUAAAUAUUUACUUGGUGGUAUUCUUGUUGGUAAUACAAAACAAUUUACAAAAUUUACAUCAAUUGCUAAACAAAGAAAACCUUUACCAUGUCCAGCUUCAGAAUUCAUCUUGGGAAAAGGUGGUGAAGAUGAUGAAGAUGCUGAUAUGUUAUCAGAUGAUACUCAAGUUUGUUCAUGUCAAAACAUUUCAAAAGGUAUGCUUGUUGAAAGUAUUAGAGCUGGUAAAUCUGGCUCAUUAGGUGAAUUAAAAUCAAAUACAAAAGCUGGUACUUCAUGUGGUGGUUGUGAACCAACAAUGAAGGCAAUUUUUGAAUCUGAAAUGAAAAAAAUGGGUAAACAAUUAUCAAAUGCUCUUUGUGUUCAUUUUAAAGAAUCAAGAGCUGAUUUAUUUUCACUUAUUAUGGUUAAACAAUAUAAAUCUUUUAAACAAGUUAUGCAAAAUCUUGGUUCAAAACCUGAAGCUGCAGGUUGUGAAAUUUGUAAACCAACAAUUGGUUCAAUUUUAUCAACUUUAUAUAAUAGACAUGUUUUAGAUAGUGAUGUUCAUGGUUUACAAGAAACAAAUGAUAAAUUUUUAGGUAAUAUUCAAAGAAAUGGUACUUAUUCAGUUAUUCCAAGAAUGUCUGGUGGUGAAAUUACACCUGAAAAAUUAAUUUCAAUUGGUAAUAUUGCACAAAAAUAUGAUUUAUAUACCAAAAUUACAGGUGCUCAAAGAGUUGAUUUAUUUGGUGCUUUAAAACAAGAUUUACCAAAAAUUUGGGAAGAAUUAUAUGCUAAUGGAUUUGAAUCUGGUCAAGGUUAUGGUAAAUCUUUAAGAAAUGUUAAAUCAUGUGUUGGUUCUACAUGGUGUCGUUAUGGUAUUGGAGAUUCUGUUGGUUUAGCUUUAAGAUUAGAAGAAAGAUAUAAAGGUAUUAGAUCACCUCAUAAAAUGAAAGGUGGUGUUUCAGGUUGUGUUAGAGAUUGUGCAGAAUUCCAUUCAAAAGAUUUUGGUCUUUGUGCAGUGCAAAAUGGGUUUAAUGUUUAUGUUGGUGGUAAUGGUGGUAUGAAACCUGCUCAUGCUCAAUUAUUAAAAGCUGAUUGUGCACCAGAUCAAGUUAUUCCAUUAUUGGAUAGAUAUUUAAUGUUUUAUUUUAGAACUGCUGAUAGAUUACAAAGAACCGCAAGAUGGUUAGAAAAUUUAGAUGGUGGUAUUGAAUAUUUAAAAGAUGUUGUUGUUUUCGAUAAAUUAGGUAUUUGUAAAGAAUUAGAAGAUCAAAUGAAUGAAUUAGUUGGUCAUUAUUUUGAUGAAUGGAAAGAAGCUGUUGAUCAACCAGAUAAGAAAAUUUUUAAACAAUUUGCAAAUACUGAUAAAGAACAAGAAAAUGUUGAAAUUAUUAGAGAAAGAGGUCAAAGACGUCCAGCUGAUUGGCCAGAAAAUGAUAAAGUUGAAAGAAAAGAUUUUAAAAAUAUUAAAUGGUCAUCAACUUCAUGGAAGGCAAUCUGUCCUUCAUCUGAAUUACCUGAAAAAGAAGCUGGUUCAUCAACUACAGUUUUAGUUUCUGAUACUCAAUUAGCUUUAUUUAGAUUAGAUAACAAAUUAUAUGCAUCACAAAAUAUGUGUGGACAUAAACGUGCUUUUGUUUUAUCACAAGGUAUUAUAUCAACAGAUGAAAAUGAUAAUGUUUAUAUUUCAUGUCCAUUACAUAAAAAGAAUUAUAAUUUAGAACAAGAUAAACCAAAUGCAGGUGCUUGUAAAAAUGAUGAUAAUUAUUCAGUGGCAUUAUUUGAUAUUAAAGAAGAUGAUGAUAUGAUUUGGAUUAAUUUACCACCAGAAGAUGAAUUAGAUGAAAUGUUGGGUACAACUAAAUGGAAAGUUAAAAAAGAUGAAUCUAUAAAUGAAGGUAUUGCAACUUUUAAGAAAUUAGAUAAUAAAUUUAAAAUUAAAGUUCCAGUUAGAGCUCCAAUUGCUUCAACAGGUGGUGGUGGUGAUGCAGCUUUAGAUUGGUGA